AUGGGUGAAGCGCUCCUCCAAUGGGACUGUGGCGAGCACAGCUUCAACUUGGACUCUGAGGAUACCACCAUGCCGAGGCUGGAUCUCUUUGCCUACAACAACCAUAACGAGAGCAUUUUCGAUGAUUAUCGAUACUUCCCAGGACUCAAGCGGGAUCAUGAGUCGGUGGUGAAGUUUGACGCCAGCAAUGACGAGUUUAUCAACCACGCUACCCUCAAGGCGUUGGUGGUUCAGCUCACGUCUCCUGAGGUGAUUGACUACAACCUAAUCUGUGACUUCUUUUUGACCUACAGAACCUUCUCAGAUAGCCAUACCGUGCUCAAUCUCUUGCUUACAAGGCUCAUAUGGUCUCUCCAAUACAUCAAUUCCAAAACAGAGGACACCCAGCACAUCGGUCAGCUUGUCUUGCUACGUACUUUUGUUGUGUUGAGACAUUGGGUGUUGAACUACUUUCUUGACGACUUUGACGCUGAUCCCAAGCUCGGUGACACCUUUGUGUUCUUCAUGAACCAGAUCACAAACGAGUCUGCUUUCGUCCGUGACGACAUGGUUUUCGAGCGCAAGAUCAUUUCUGACUUGAAGACCCAUUGGCUUUCCCAGGUUGAGGAAUUCUACAACGCCGGCUUGUCUGACCAAAACGUGUUUGCAAUGACCCUUCCCUUGCUCUCAGAGGUGGCUAACUUCAGGAAGUUGCCCAAGCUGAGCACGCAAACUUCGCUUCGUACAAACCCAUCGUUUAGACGGUCGGCCAUGCUCUCGCUUUACGACCAGCGAGCUCACUACAAAUGUCUCAUUCAUGACGAGUCCACCACUAAUGACGAAAACCCCCAGCUUUCCAUUAAUAAUCUAUUGUUCCAACACAAGUCGUCUAGAUCUUCGUUGAACGACAAACUCUCAGAAUUCCAAGGCAAGAACCGCAAGACGACUCGCAAGCCCUUGGCUCCUAUUCAGCAUCACAAUAAUCCCAAGCAUAAUUACAAGGGUCUCAAGGACUCUUCGUUGGCAUUGAAAAAGACCUCAAACCCGUCCGCAGAUGCAGACGACGCUGAGACGCCUUUCACAUCCUCUGGCUUUUCCACUAAUGGCCAUGUUAAGCUCCCAUCAUCAAGAGUGUCCAACAUUCUUCCGCCCACGCCGGUGAAGAAGAUGGACAUCACCUUGAAGCACACACCAACACGUUCAGAUUCUAGAAGGAGGCCAAACUUUUCAGACGGCUCCAUGUUUAAUGAGAUGGAUAGAAAAACCUCCAUCAAGAAAUUCGUUGACGGAUGGAAAAAGUCUUUUAACGAAACUAAAGCCGAGUCUCCAUUCCUGAGCCCGAAGCCCUCUAACGCAUCAACGUUCAAAACUAGCGUGCAAUCUAUGCCAGAGACGCUUCAAGUUGGAAACCGUGUGGAUAUCCUUAGUGCAAGAAUUGUCGACGAGCUUGAAUAUCUCAUUCACUACUACAUUGCCGAGCAGAGCAACGCCAUAACAGAGACCGAGGAUAGAGAUGACAUAAGCCGAUCUGAAAUUAGAUUUGACAGUCCGGCCAAGGAGUCAUUUGUCGAUGUGAAUGUCGAUGAUGACAAGAGUAAUAGAUCACCAACGAAACCAGAUGUGCAAGAGGAUGUCACCAACGAUGACAUAUCGAUGCAAGAUUUGCCCGACUUAAGUAUCGACAGGAUCGAUAACUUUUUCAAAAGCAGCACUAGUCAAGGCGAUAGGUUGUCCGAACAAAAGAAUGAUAGAUCGAAAAUAAGUUCUUUCUAUGUUGGACAGAAUGUGUCUGGAAGUUCGUCUUUUGGAAGAGUGGCCAGUCUCAAUUGGAACGAUGAAGGCAAUCUUAACUUGGAACAUUCUGAAGAGCUUGAUGAAUCCCUCACGAAUGAUGAAGUAUUUAAAGAAGACGCCCUUCGAGCAGAACGAAUGAUCAAGUCGGGGACACAAUAUUUCGAUGUUCCCAGCGAUAAUGAGAGCAACGACAAGUCAAACUCAUCCAUCUCGACUCCAAGUGAUAUCGCAAAUUACAAAGACGAGGUAGUUGACUUAAAUAUUGCCAUGAGUCCUCAAUCCAUGAAGAGGCAGGUGACAAUGCAGCGUAUCAACCGAUGCGAUUCCCUGGGAAUUUCGAUGGGCAAGCGCUAUUCAAUGAUGCUGAGAAACUCCAGUGGGUCCAUGCUUAAAAGAGAAUCGAUAAAAUCAUACCUCAGUUACGAUUCAGCGUACUCGAUCGCGGGUUCGGAAGUUAAGGCCGUGGAGGGUGGCAACUUGAAGAAGAAGCACGCCAUUCAAGAUUUGAGAAGACUCGCCCAGCAUGAUGGGAACGAAGCGGGCUUCAUGGAGUCAAGCGAAUUUCAGAAUGGAUCGCUUUCACAAUGGAAAGGCACGAGAUCAAGUCACUUUUCUUCCAGAUCAUCCAUCAGAAAGAGUGUGAGGUUCAGUACCCUUUGUGCAUUAACUGAGUUGCCCUUCAAUCACUGCCGUGACAGCUAUCAAUCUGGCUCUUUGCUCGAUAGAAACAGCCAUUCAGGCAAACUGUCUGCCAUCGAUGAUAGCUCAGUGUUCUCCAUCGCUGCAAAGGAGAAGGUUGAUCGCACUUCUAAGGCUGACCAUAAGAGCGUCAGUGAUGAAUCCUCAUCGAACUCUGUUGCAAUUCCAGGGAUCAGCAGCUACGUUUUAAAAGAACUCGCUGCCAUUCCUGACGAGUCGUUCAAUUCCGCUACCAACCCAAUCCAGAACGCACUUUCUAAAUUGGAAGGAAGGGUCAGACUCGUCAAAUCAAAGUCUGGCUACACAAUAGAAAGGAAAGACGGCGGGAAACACCAAAGCAUAAUAAGUACCCAACCUGCGGAUGAGGGGACCCGAAUCGAAACUUUUGAGGAUGAUAAGAGCAUGGAAGAAGACGAGGAGGCUGAAGCAAACGACAUUCAUAACAACACAGAGGACAUCUUGGCUGAGAUUAACAAUGCUGUGACUGAGGAUGCAAUUGAAUACUCCUCAGAUGUCGAGAAGGAGUUUAAGGAAAAGCCUCUUACCCCUAUCAAGACAAGGGUUAGAUCUGCGCUUAACAUGCCAUCUGCAACUCACAAUAUGAAUACUUUCUUGAUGAGCGGAACCAACAGUGAAAAUGCAAGUCCAUUUUCAGUUCUUUCGCCAAAAGCCGUUUUGGAUCGCUAUUGUCUUGGAUCUGAGCACCUUACAAUCCACAACGUCAUGGAGCAUUCCUCGCACGUUUCUUUUGUUCUAAGCUAUGACUCCAAGUCCUUGGCUGAGCAUUUCACUAUGAUUGAAAAGGAUAUGCUUCAAGAUAUCGAUUGGAAGGAGCUCAUCGAAUUGAACUGGAACAAAGAGCUCACACCUGUCAACAGUUGGCUAGAGAUCAUUGUCAAUGACAAUUACUAUACACAGAACAAGGGUGUGAAUUUGGUGAUUGCCCGUUUCAACUUGAUGGUGAACUGGAUCAUAUCUGAGAUCUUGCUUACGAAGGCGGAGAGCGAGCGCAUAGCCAUCAUGUCAAGAUUUAUUCAUGUGGCACAACACUCGCAAAUCACGCAGAACUUCUCCACAUUGAUGCAAAUAAUAUUGGCUUUGACCAGCGAGAAGAUAAGCAAGUUGAAGGAGACUUGGAAAAAGCUUCCACCCGGUGAUCUCUUGACAUUGAAGAAUUUGGAAGAAUUGACGUCGCCGCUCAAGAACUUCAUCAAUAUUCGUCUUUGCACUAAUCAGGUAAGGCCCUCAAUUGGAUGCAUUCCGUUUGUCGGUCUUUACCUUUCGGACUUGAUCUUUAAUGCCGAGCGUCCUAAGUUUGUGAAGCGCCAACAAAAGCCUCUAGACCCACCAGCCAGGGGCGGGACAGCAAGUGCCUCCGAGAGGAGUGUCACGAUAGGGGACUCGACCACGGGGCUGGACGCGGAAUCGGAGUCUGAGAGGCUCAUUAACUUUUCUAGAUUCAGAACUUCGGUGCACAUUGUCAAGUCACUCUCGCAAAGCAUUGAGUGGUCGAGGAAUUACGAUUAUCCUGUGGAUGAGGAGUUGCUCCGCAAGUGUCUCUACAUCAAGUCACUUGACGAAGAGGAGAUGAACUACUGUGUGAAGAAUGUGGUCACCUAA
Candidozyma pseudohaemuli is the source of this 4092-nucleotide messenger RNA. RefSeq names its product mitotic regulator (gene LTE1). Gene Ontology annotation, molecular function: guanyl-nucleotide exchange factor activity. Gene Ontology annotation, cellular component: plasma membrane. The transcript has a single exon. Gene Ontology annotation, biological process: positive regulation of GTPase activity; Ras protein signal transduction. Lineage: Eukaryota; Fungi; Ascomycota; Pichiomycetes; Serinales; Metschnikowiaceae. The coding region runs from base 1 to 4092 and encodes 1363 amino acids. The record is from RefSeq and is a predicted model, not a curated record.